CCUUUCUUUCAUUUUUAUUUUUACCACAAGAAAUGUUUACUCGCUUCUUAUAUACCAUCGUUACUGUCAGCUUACUUUCUUCAGUCAACGCUUAUGGAAUGGUUGCUCAGGUGGUAGACGCUAACGAUUUUUGUGUGUUCUUACCCCCUGAUGAUGCCACCGAUCGCAUCAUCUCCGAUAGUGAAUGGAAUGCUAAUGCGUUCUGUAUGGGAAGUACACCACUCGCUACAGACGCUGGCACCUUGCCCUCCGGUUUUAUUAAAUCCGCUCAUUAUGUGAAAACAGAUCUUUACGUUCAAGUUACAGGUCAGAUGGAUUACACCAAGGCUAAUUUGGACGGUACUGAUGGUGGCGGACAAAUGGAUGUUAAAGCUCCUGUUGGCUCUUCAUGUGUCGGCUGGGAUUACUACGUCAACUUAAUCGAACCCACUACUAACACAUAUUGUAUGCGUUGUUGUAAUGAUACAGUCAGCUGUAAUCGUGGUAUUUCUGAAAAGGGCUGUGCGCAUAUUAUUCCUGGUGAUUAUAGUGGCCCCAAUGACGGAACAGGUUCUAGUUUAACUUCCACAGAAGCUUCAACUAUUGCUUCUUCUACUGCUGCUACCUCUACCGAAUCUGCCACUGUUAUUUCCACUACUACUGCUGAAUCUAUUGCUACAACGGUAGCACCAGCAACUAGUGCAGUUGUAUCAUCGUCUGCUAUCUCGAGAGAACCUGUUUCUUCAUCCGCUACUGCUGUUUCUUCCUCCUCUUCAGCUAUUAGCACACCCAGUGGUGCUGUUUCAGCACAGGAUGUUUCUAGUGCUAGCAGCUCCGCUAAGCCUGUGGUUCUCGCUAUUGGUGCCAGUGUUUUGGUCGCUGCCGCCAAUUGGGUUUAAUUCCUAUUUUUUAUAAUCUUUAAUCACUUAUGUAUACUUUUUAUUUUAAUAAAUAAUUUAAUAUCCUUCUCUUGUCUGUAUAAAAAAA
Mucor mucedo is the source of this 966-nucleotide messenger RNA. RefSeq lists its product as uncharacterized. Lineage: Eukaryota; Fungi; Mucoromycota; Mucoromycetes; Mucorales; Mucoraceae. The transcript has a single exon. The coding region runs from base 33 to 878 and encodes 281 amino acids. The record is from RefSeq and is a predicted model, not a curated record.